This is a messenger RNA of Pseudomassariella vexata, 1304 nucleotides long. RefSeq lists its product as uncharacterized. Bases 431 to 895 code for a protein of 154 amino acids. The record is from RefSeq and is a predicted model, not a curated record. NCBI's taxonomy places the organism in Eukaryota, Fungi, Ascomycota, Sordariomycetes, Amphisphaeriales, Pseudomassariaceae. The transcript has a single exon.
CUCAGGCGACUGUGACUGAAUAUAUAUAUAUAUGUACGAACAUGUGCUACUCAUUGUUGCUAACAAACAGCCCAUCUGCUGAACGUGACAGAUAACUUCCACCCAAAUCGAGUAACUUGAAGCUUUGCCAUAGCCCUACGUUAGGAUUCUGACAAGCCUCCCGAGAGCCCAUGUUGCACGGGAGGAAGAUGGGAAACAAGGGAAGCCUGCGGAAGGAAUUGGCAUUCCGCACUUCAUGACCAUCAUGUGGGGCCUAGAGCCUCCGGAUGGAGUGGUUGAAGUCAGUACCAAACACCAAGUCCGGUCAGGAUAUGAAUGCAUGAUACAAGAGGAGCUCAGCAGCACACCCUGCGGCUGUCUAUGUUGAGGUACAGGUUGCUAGGCUGAGUCGCUCCCGGGGAGGUGGGGGACUUGUAGAUUGGACUUAGCAAUGCGCUCAUUCCUGACGCAGUGUCUCGUCUUCCGCCCCGGUGAUGGAGAGUCGGGGAAAAAAAACGUGGUAUCCCGCGAAGCAGCGCGGGCUGGGGGCCGAGACUUAGCGGCGAGCUGCGCCCUGCGCCUAGUCCAUCAUGACGGAAGGCCAGGCAGAGAAAUUGUUGAUUUGGAAAGCCGUGACUGGUGGAAAGGAAAUUGGAUUUUCGUUAUCAGAACGCUUUUAGAAACACGAACACGCGGUGGUGAUAGAGCGAACCCUGAACACUGCGCUCGGCUGCGUGAUGCGUGUAUCCCCCAACUAGAACGCGAGGUGAGAACCCCCGGAAAUUUUCGGCCGGUGCUACACUGGGCGCAUGGGAAGGGCACUCGGUUUAUUUCGAACUUGCGGCAUAGCUAUGGCAUGUGGUCCGAUUGUUGCUGUGGCCGUACCUACCCACCGGAGUCGAGUGUUUGUCUCUAGCCGAUGCCGAAGCUGUCUCGGGACCCCGUACUCGGAAUUAUCGCAGUCAGGUGAGGGGUGAAACGCAUCUACAUCAUCAAUCUGGACGCAGAUCGACGGCUGCCUCAAAUGGAAUAGCAGUGUUCGCGGUGCAGCCUUCGAUAGUCAUCGCAUGGACUGGGAAAGAGAACCAGACGCUUCAACCCACCCAAGCACUUAGUCGAGUUCCGCGACUGACGGUGGGAUGGCUCUUGAAAAAUGGAGCCGAGAACGGGAACGGGCGCGCAUCAGAGGUGGGGAUGGACAAGGGGGCAUUCCUUGCUUCACUGGUGUCGAGGCCGGGGAUAUACAGCAUGCCAAAUUUGGCUUCGGACUAGAGUUCAAGAUCGAAUCAGAAUGUCGAGCGGUCCGAAAAGAUGGAGAUUGAGAG